GAGAAAAUCACUCCAGCGCUUCAGCUCCUGACACCUGCUCAGGCACUUUGUUUGUCUUUCAACCACUCAAGAAGAUGUAAAUGUCGUUCCGCUUUACAGCUUGGAAAGAGCGAAGUCUUAACAAUUAAAGUACCAUACUUUUCGUACCAAAUCGCCGUAACGCAACGUAUGCGCGAUGUGCGGACAGCACUGAUAGGACGCAUUGUGUUCCCCUCACUAUCAAACCAGGUCACAGGAAUGUGGGCAGCCCAGUCUGAGCCAUCUUGGUGGUCUCCUGCACCAUCAGCUCCACAGAAGUGGUCCUCCGCUCCAUCAGCUCCACCCUGGUGGUCAUCUGCCCCACCGUGGGGAUCUUCGCUCCCAUCUGCUCUGCUGUUGUGGUCAUCUGCUCUGCCAUGGGGAUCUACUGUCCCAUCUGCUCUGCUGUGGUGGCCUCCUGCUCUGCCGGACCCGCCCUGGCCUCUUGCUCCGACAACUCUGCCCUGGUUUACCUCUGGCACAAGGCCAUCUUCCACCACACGGGCCUGGCCCACCAUCCCUCCCUCUGAUCCGACUCCUUUGAGGCAGUAUUACAUCAAAAAUUUGACUUAA
This is a messenger RNA of Sinocyclocheilus grahami, 591 nucleotides long. Its product is annotated as mucin-7-like. The record is from RefSeq and is a predicted model, not a curated record. The transcript is spliced from 2 exons. The coding region runs from base 169 to 591 and encodes 140 amino acids. NCBI's taxonomy places the organism in Eukaryota, Metazoa, Chordata, Actinopteri, Cypriniformes, Cyprinidae.